AUGGCCGAUGCACACGAAGGAAAGGUGUUUAGCACCCACGGUUGCGAUUCGCACCCAAAAAUCCACCAUGCCAGGCCCAUUGUGCAAAUUGGUUUAUGGCGAAGAGGGCCAUGUAUCGAAAAGACCAGGACCGCAUUGUCCAGCACCCAACAAAAGGAUGUCGUCGAGCACCGCGAGCACGUCCUCUUGCAGAGGGAGGCGUACAAGGCCCGCGACACAGUCACGAUUGCGGCGCAGGACAGAGAGUACCAACAGCGCAACCGUGAUCGCAUCAACGCGUACUAG
Messenger RNA from Aphanomyces invadans, 285 nucleotides. RefSeq lists its product as hypothetical. The transcript has a single exon. Lineage: Eukaryota; Oomycota; Saprolegniomycetes; Saprolegniales; Verrucalvaceae. Bases 1 to 285 code for a protein of 94 amino acids. The record is from RefSeq and is a predicted model, not a curated record.